Molecule: messenger RNA, 3815 nt
Organism: Bemisia tabaci
Lineage: Eukaryota; Metazoa; Arthropoda; Insecta; Hemiptera; Aleyrodidae
Source: RefSeq, a predicted model, not a curated record
UAUGAUAACAAGUGACUUCAGUAAUGACGUGACGCGAAAUGCACGCAUUAAUGCAAUGAGCAUAUUUUCUGUGUUUUUCAUUAUCACUUCAAUACUAAUACUUCGAGAAAGAGAAUAUUUGAGACGAUUGGACGCUUUUCCUCAUAGUUUUACUUAGUUUUUUUAUCAUCAUCUUUUUGUCGGUGCUUUGAUCGAACACUCUCCUACUCCAACAGCAUUGAACUUUCCUAAGUAUGAGCUGCAACAAGAUAGUUGAUCUGAUGUGUGGUCCUAUAAAGAACUUGGAAGAUCUAUUUUGUUGGCAAGUACCUGAGCUAUCAUGGGCAGAAAAUGUCAUCAACUUAAAAAGCAAAACCUUCUUCAGCUACGCUGGUAAAGAUUGGAGCUGUAAGGAUGUACCGCCAACAAAUGUAUCCAAAUACUACAGUGAAUCAGUACCGAAGACACUGCUUUGUCAUGAUAUGAAAGGUGGUUAUUUGAAUGACAGAUUUGUUAAUGGAGCAGCAUCUUGUGAUGACUACAAAUUCAUUCAUUGGAGUGGAAUCGAUAUUUUUGUUUACUUCAGCCAUGAAUUCAUAACAGUGCCACCUCUUGCGUGGAUCAAUGCUGGUCACCGACAUGGUGUUCCUGUCCUUGGUACACUGAUAACAGAGGGGAAACAAGGUGAAGAUCUGUGGGAAACGGUCCUUGCUAGUGAAGAAAAAGUACAGUCACUUAUCUCAAAGAUGAAUGCCGUUUGCAAUCACUAUCGCUUUGAUGGUUACCUUCUGAACAUAGAAAAUAAGAUCAACCCUGCAAAAAUGACCAGCUUGGUAACUUUUGUUUCUAGACUGAAAAAUUCCCUGGGCACAGAUAAAUUAGUGAUCUGGUAUGACUCCGUCACCCACCCUGAAGGGAAGCUCGACUGGCAAAAUGAGCUAAAUUUUCUAAAUAGAGCAUUUUUUGAAGCUUGCGAUGGAAUUUAUCUCAACUAUGGAUGGAACGAGGACAAACUUAGAGCAAGCAUUUCUCGAGCAGGUGCUAGAGUCACAGACGUUUUUGUUGGAGUUGAUGUCUUCGGGAGAGGCUGCUAUGGUGGAGGAGAGUUCAACUCAGUUGUGGCAGUUGCAAAAGCUCGAGAACUAAAUCUAUCCAUAGCAAUAUUUGCCCCAGCUUGGACGCAUGAGUGUCAAAACGAAUCGUUGGAUUAUGUUCAAAGAGAAAUGAAAUUUUGGGAAAUGUUAUGGCCUUAUUUGUAUCUACAUGGACCAGCGUCCCUGCCUUUUUCAACAUCUUUUUGUCAAGGUGUUGGAAGGAAAACUUUUUUGGAAGGAGAGGCACUCACAGAUUCGCCUUGGUACAACCUGGCAAAACAGGAGUACCAACUUACAAAACCAUCCUGCAUUGAAGACGUUGGUUGCAACCCAGAUAUAAAGAGAUGUUUCCACUACACAAAUCAGUGUGCCUAUAAAGGAGGUUGCUGUUUGCUGUUUGCAAAGCAUACAGGUGUCAACACUUAUCGGCUUUUCAUGUGCGGUUUUGUCAAUGAUGGAACUGUUUCACUUAAAAUGAUCUUCGCUGUCAAGCCGAUAGAUGCAACUAAAAAAAUUGACUACAAUCUGGUUCUCACUGUCAGCGAUUCCUUGGGACCCACUUCGGAGCUCAAAAACAACAGUCGAAGGAGCUCGAGGAGUAAAAAUUUAGUUUUAAGAAACAGUGAAUUCUUAGCAAAUGAAGAGGACUACAGCGCCAUAAUAGUGAAUUCAGAGUCUUUAAAAGUAAUCAACAAUUGGAACAUCAAUCAGUACAGAUUCAACUAUAGAGGAAUCCUGACAGACAUCUCCAUGGUUGUGCCUGAAAAUUGUGAGCCAUUCAUGAUUGGUCUGCUGCAAAUAGAAAAGAACCAGUUCAUCAUUGCUGAUAACUACUUUUGAUCCGACAAUCCAAGGAGUGAACGCUUGCCUGAAGAAACCCCUCUAAUCAGGGUGAGUUAAUCUUUUUGAGGUCAGCUGACUUUCUGGAACACUGGUCUCAGGUGGCCAUUGUCAGGAGAUAUUUGUAAGUUGCAAAGUUACUCUAAGUGCUGUUAUAAAAGCAAUUACAUAUUUGAAUUAGAAAUUCUCAAAGGAGUAUAGAAGGAAGGACCAUGUUAGUGAACCGUUAUUUAUCUCAUGUUCCCUUGGGAGUCAAGUUUGUUUUGUAUAUUAUUUAUCAAAAUAAACUCUAAUUUAUUCAACUAGCCCAUUAAACUUGUGUGGAUCACAUCAAGUCUUUAAAUGCUCUAAAUGCUCAAGGUCAAGAGGUUCAAGUUGAGCAGCUGUGUUCAUAUUUGUAUCAAUAAAGGGCAUAAAGUUGAGCAAUAAUUUUGUACCUUCAACACUAUCAUCAUUCCCAUCUGAUUCGAUAAUUUUGUGAGUUUUUUGUCGCACAAAGUUCUUAAAACACUCAUCUUUGAUCUGGUAUCAUUGAAACUACAGCAUUUAUAUCAAUUUUGAGGACUGAGGUCCGGUUUCUCAUAAACGAUCAUAUCUAGAAUUUUAAAGCUGAUUCCCUUGAUUCUUAAAAUCUAUUUCAGGGUCCUGCUCACUGUAACAAACCUGGUGAAUUGGUGAGCCUCUGUUCAUCGCUUUUCCUCAAUAACAUUUCGAACUGUAUUUGAACAUUGUAUUUGAAAUUAUUUCAUUUCUGUAAAAGGUACGGACAUGGUGUUAAUGAUAUUCACUAGCCUGCUGAUUUUAUUUAGUUCCAAAAAGCCAUCAUAAAUCUUAUUACAUAUAGUUUACAGGCAGCAAAAGUGCAGGAAACUCCUCGAAGCAAAAUAAAUUAAUCGCAAUCUUGCGCUAAAAAUUUCCUCAUCCCGUCAAAAGAUUUUAAAUAUGCAUUGAGCUGAAAAUUUUUUUUCUUUGCUAAAAAAUGUAUGAAUAUAUUAAAAAAAACCGUUUUAAUAGAAAAAUUUCCUCACAACACUUGUAAACUGGAGCUCUCAUGCUCGAUCAUUUUUGCAUGCCUUACAGACAUGUUCCUCUAAAUUUUCGAUCUGCUGAAGACUCAUUACCUUUGGAACUCCAAAAAUUAGAGGAGACAAUAAAAAGCAUACCUACACUUUAGCUCGGAAAUAAUAGCAUUCACUAAAUAAUUUAUUACAUCACAUUUUACUUUUCGCAGAUUGCAAUUGUGUCGUUUUUAGCUAUUUCUCCUGUUGUUUGGAUGAUUUUCAAGAGGUAUGAUUGCAUCUUAAGAAUGAAUGCCAGUCAGUCUAUGAUCGUUUCAUUGAAUGAUGAAAGUUAAAAUUUCAAGUUUAAGGGAUGCUAUUCAAGUCACCAGCACCCCUCGAAGCUUGGUGCCUCCGGCAGUAUGCCAUGUAAAGUACCUUCAAUGUUGAGACAAUUGUUGGAGUGAUUGAUAAGACACUGAUUCAUGUAAGUCAUUGAAAGAAAGACUUUUUUAUUCUUAAGGUUCUAUAUUUAAAAGCGUUUCUCCAUUACCUCUGUCCCGUUUUCAUUUUCAAACUUUUCAAUCCAAAUAGAAAAAAAGUUUGAGUUGAGCAUUUGCUUGAAAACAGUUGAAUUUUGCCAAGAUAAUAACAUUUUCUCCCCCACCUAGUUAUUCUAUUUUAAGCUCUUGUUUUUUUUUUUUCUGAAUUAUUUCUGAAAAAAUAAUGUUACCAUGAUUACACAUAGUAAGUAAUCCUCUUUGUGUAAGUAUGUAACUUGUGCAUUUUUAAUCUUUUUAAGUGAUAUUUUAUGGGAAUUUUGUAUGAAAGAGAAGUAUUUUUUAUAAAAGUAAUUGUUCCGGCUCAAAAAUAAAUCUAUGUUUUAUUUUUUGUUUUCAACUGA